UAUUAUCCAAGUACAAAUUUUCAGAAAUAUAGCAAGAGAGAGAUUUUUGUUUGGGUCACUAGCCCGCCACGAGGGAAGUCAAGAAUCAAAACUUCAUUCUAAAGCACAACGAAGCAAUACUCAAAGAACAAAGAACAAGGAACAAUGAUGACACACCCUUUAAUUACCUGGGCAUCGGUGGUUGCCCACGAACUGCCAUCAAAUGAAUCUCGACCGAAACCAGUCUUGACACAAGCACCAAUUGCGUCACCAGUACCAACACCAAUUGCAACACCAUCGGUAUCUCCAAUGGAUAAUGCUGUGCCGACUGUGUUUCAGGAACCAAAUCCUCAACCUAAAAAUCGACAACGAAGCUAUCGACCAAAUCGCUCUAGUGUCUACCGGUUGUACCAACAAUUUCCGCCCCCAAUGGGCUGGCAGACACUAGGUCGCCCACCACCACCAUUAUUAGCUGGACCUGUUUACAACUUACCGUCGCAACGGACAAUCGAACUCCAGAAUAUGAUUUGGGAUAGGGAACAGCAACAGCGGCGACUAUUUAGGCCACCAUUGUUGGCUUACCAGGAUGCAACAGUCGGGCAGGAGGAACCAAAGUACGAUACGGGCAUCCAACAGGAGCGCGAUGCUUACGCUGAGACACAGUGGCAGCCACUGAAAUACUCUCGUCAAGUGUGGGAUCCACUGGACAUGAGCCAACGCAGCCAAGAUCCUACCCGUCUGAUUGGACCACCGCCUCCGGGCUUUGAUCAUGUGUUCUGCGGCAAGCGAUCCUUGUCGAUUCGCUCUCGCCAUCUGCUCGGCGAGCAGGUGAAAAGUGGUCCACCCACCGCAUAUCCAACACCACAACCAAUGUUGACCACAGAGGAGGAUCUGCGUGAACAGCAUCAUUUCUUAGCUGACAAAGACACACAUUUAGUUAAUCUUCUGGGCCAAGUGAGGGUCAGCAACGGUGGCACCGGAGAUGGCCAUUAUGUUCGCGCAGUGCGCAAGUUGUUGCCAAUGGCUGAGAGUAUGUCACCAACUGGUUGUAGUAUCAACUUUUUGGAAAUGAUGCGUCGCAAUCAAAACAAUCAAGCAAGACCAUGUAUUCAAAAUCAGAAUCAAAAUCAAAAUGAGAAUACUCUCGUGACGGACAAAGACCAGGUACCAAAUAUGACAAUGGAUGAUACUCCAUGUCCAAAAGGUUCGCUAGACUAAAGCUAAGCCUAUUCAUAUUAACAAAUCAAAAGAAAAUUAAUUCUUAAUAAAUUUAGAGAAUGUUGUCAAACAAAUGUUUGACAAUAUUUUUACUACACCUAUUGCAUUUCAUUUUCACAGAUUAAACAUUUUUCA
This is a messenger RNA of Drosophila grimshawi, 1332 nucleotides long. RefSeq lists its product as uncharacterized. The transcript is spliced from 3 exons. NCBI's taxonomy places the organism in Eukaryota, Metazoa, Arthropoda, Insecta, Diptera, Drosophilidae. Bases 145 to 1197 code for a protein of 350 amino acids. The record is from RefSeq and is a predicted model, not a curated record.